AUGUCUUCACAACCUCAUCCGAAGUACAUGGCCACCAUUGACCGCUACUAUAUUGAUACGCGGUCGCUGGUCCCAGCUCUGUCGAAGGCAGAACCAUCACCGCCUCUGCCGUUACUAUCGACGCUUCAGUUUUCUGACCAAGAAGCCGUUACCCGCUUCAUCCGCCCGGCGGAUCGUUUCAUGUCCCUCGCCAGCGCACUGCUGAAAUACACAUUCAUCCACAGGCGCGCCAAAGUACCCUGGUCGCACGUACAGAUCUCGAGGACUCCGCAUCCUCAUCGUCGGCCUUAUUGGGCCCCAACGGAGGAUUGGGAGCCCCCAGAGGAAGACACCGGCAGGAUUGGGGGUCUGGAAUUUAAUGUUUCGCAUCAAGCUGGUCUCGUUGCCAUUGUCGGCUGCGGCAUCCCAACAGCUCAACUGCCGACUCUAGAUGCUCACCAUAUUCCUCCUUCUGACUCUUCUACGCUCGUUGGCUCCUUCGACGGUUUGGAUUUGACGGGCCACCACACACUCAGUCUGGCGCCGGGCGAGGUCAGGUUGGGCGUCGACAUUGCCUGCACAAACGAAGACAAGCGCACUCCGCAAGAUAUAACAUCACAAGCGAAAUUUGACGAAUGGGUGGACAUUUUCGCCGAGAUGUUCUCAGAUCGCGAGCGGUGGAAUAUGCGCCAUGCGCCGAUCCACGUCCCCGUGGUUGAGCACGAAGAGGGCGACUACUGGGAUAGCGACAGCUCGUCAGCAGACACUGCAAAUGGAGAGGCGACGCUGGUCAGCCUCAAACUCCGCCGAUUCUACGCCUACUGGGCCCUCAAGGAGGCAUAUAUCAAAAUGGUCGGCGAGGGCCUAUUGGCAAAUUGGCUUCGCGAACUCGAGUUCCUGAACGUCGUGGCGCCGGCCUCGCCUGUUAAUCACCAAAACCGGCAUCAUAACCCAAAUUCAUCUCGGGCAUUAUCACCGUCACCCAACAAGCCACCACACGUGCAACACAACAACAGGCCACAUGUUGACGUUAUGAAGUGGACGUCGCCGGAGAGGGCUGAGCGAGGGACGACUACGCUCCUAUACGGGAGAAGGGUUGAAGACGUCGACGUCGAGCUAGUUGCGUACGAUGAGGACUUCAUACUCGCCACAGCUAUGCGAGGUGUAAAGGAACCAGAGCCAGGCGACAGACCAGGGGACAGAGCUCGGUGGAAGCGGUGGGUGAGGCUUGAUAUUGAGGAGGACAUCAGGCCUUGUGCAGAGGGAAGAUGUCGCUGUUUGGGGCAGCCGCCUGGGCCAACGAUACAAGCUAUGGCCCGAAAGGGAGACAAGUAG
Molecule: messenger RNA, 1314 nt
Organism: Capronia epimyces CBS 606.96
Lineage: Eukaryota; Fungi; Ascomycota; Eurotiomycetes; Chaetothyriales; Herpotrichiellaceae
Exons: 1
Coding region: 1-1314 (437 amino acids)
Cellular component (GO): cytosol
Molecular function (GO): magnesium ion binding; holo-[acyl-carrier-protein] synthase activity
Source: RefSeq, a predicted model, not a curated record